Molecule: messenger RNA, 1451 nt
Organism: Coffea eugenioides
Lineage: Eukaryota; Viridiplantae; Streptophyta; Magnoliopsida; Gentianales; Rubiaceae
Product: ribulose-phosphate 3-epimerase, chloroplastic
Exons: 11
Coding region: 61-921 (286 amino acids)
Biological process (GO): carbohydrate metabolic process; pentose-phosphate shunt; pentose-phosphate shunt, non-oxidative branch
Cellular component (GO): cytosol
Molecular function (GO): D-ribulose-phosphate 3-epimerase activity; metal ion binding
Source: RefSeq, a predicted model, not a curated record
ACUUUAAAAUCCAACCCAGAAAAAGGGAAAAGCAAGAAACCAAGUUUGAAAAAAAGAAAAAUGGCAACAGCAGUAUCUUCUUUGGGUUCAUCAACUCUAGCUCAAUCCCAAAUUACUGGUCUUGCUGUUGGUCUUAGGCUUCAGAAGCCUUCUCUCUCCAAUCCCAAUUUACCCACUUUCACUAGGAGAAGAUCUCGAACUGUUGUGAAAGCAACUUCCAGGGUGGACAAGUUCUCAAAAACUGAUAUUAUUGUUUCACCAUCUAUCCUUUCUGCCAAUUUUUCAAAGCUAGGAGAACAGGUAAAAGCAGUUGAGUUGGCAGGUUGUGAUUGGAUUCAUGUCGAUGUCAUGGAUGGUCGUUUUGUUCCAAAUAUAACUAUUGGACCUCUAGUGGUUGAUGCAUUGCGCCCUAUCACAGACCUUCCAUUGGAUGUGCAUCUGAUGAUUGUUGAACCUGAGCAGCGGGUGCCUGAUUUUAUAAAGGCUGGAGCUGAUAUAGUUAGCGUCCACUGUGAGCAGUCUUCCACCAUCCAUUUGCAUCGUACACUGACUCAAAUCAAAGGUCUGGGAGCUAAAGCUGGAGUUGUCCUGAACCCUGCAACCCCAUUGACCACAAUAGAAUAUGUACUUGAUGUGGUUGAUCUAGUAUUGAUCAUGUCGGUGAAUCCUGGGUUUGGUGGUCAGAGCUUUAUUGAGAGCCAAGUGAAGAAAAUUUCAGACUUGCGAAGAAUGUGCGUUGAGAAGGGUGUGAAUCCAUGGAUUGAGGUAGAUGGUGGAGUUGGUCCUAAAAAUGCUUAUAAGGUGAUUGAGGCUGGUGCAAAUGCUUUAGUUGCUGGUUCCGCUGUCUUUGGUGCUCCAGAUUAUGCUGAAGCUAUUAAAGGAAUUAAAACCAGCAAAAGGCCAGUUGCUGUUGCUGUUUGAAAAUCCACCUUUGGGAUGUGACUUUUAGUAUAACUUGUGGAUCUCAAGAUUUUCAUUCCCAUGUAGCCGUUAAACUUGUGUGUAAAGAUACAAGAUUUCUGCAUUGAGGAGUUGAUGAGCAGCAGGAGCUUUAGGAUGAUACACAGGAAUGUCACAUAAAGCAGCAAAAUGCAGUUUUUAUGUUGCAGAUAUACUGUUCAUAAUUUGAUUUCUCUGGCUCUAAAAGUGAACAUCAAUGACAGUUAAGGGACAAACAGUUAAUAACAAAGGGAGCUGUAACAAGAUGACAGAAUGUGUGUAACUCAUAAUAUUGCAGCAUGCUAUGUCUGACAGUAUAGAGGAAUUUUUUUUUUUUUUUGGUACUUGUAAUUAAUUGUGCAUCCAAUUAGUGUCCAUCUCAAUAAGCAUUUGAACGUGUAAGUUUUUAUUUAUUUUUGGGUCCUUUUCUACUUUCUUUUAAAUCUAUCUGCUUCUAAACAAAGGUUCUGUUCCCUUGCUCUGUGUAUCACAGUCUACUGGUUUUCCUCUCA